AUGGCUGAAGAUAUCUUAAGAAAAGAAGGCCUUCCUGCUACAACCCCAAGAUACAGGCGUGCCUUCCGGGAAGAUUUCAAUGAGUUUGCAGACAGGCUACUUCAAAAAGCAUUCUUGACUUAUUACUUCUCCUCCCAAACUCUGAUCCUCAGGGUGACGGUUUCUUCUAUACACCAGACCUCAUGGGGUACUUUCUCUGAAAUAUUUGCUUCUUGGCAUAGGGCCCAGGAGAAUCGUCUGGUACAAAGCGGGGGUGACGUCCAGGGGACCACAAGGGUGAAGAAACCAGAUUGUAGCUGGAAGCCUGCAGGUUACCAACCUAACAGAGAUGUAAAAUGGCCAACGGUGGUUGUGGAGGCAGGGUGGUCUGAAACACUCAAGAAAUUGAAGGAAGAUGCUUCGUUCUGGCUCCAUGAGUCAAACCAGCAAGUCCAAGUCAUGUUGACUAUAAGAACCACUGAGAGGGGGACUAUCACCAUUGAAAAAUGGGCAGUGGACAGGAAUUCCGUCAAGCCCGUUCAAAAGAUGUGGAUCGUUCGAAACCGAAAUCACGAUUCUCAAAACCAUCAAAUUUCGGGAUCGAUCCAGAUUCCAUUCCAGGAAUGUUACCUCCGCGCGAAGAGGAACAGCGAAACAGAUUUCGUCAUGUCACACAGCGACAUGCUUGAUAUUGCCCAAAGUGUCUGGCAUUUCAUGGACGAGCUGCCGCAAUAA
This is a messenger RNA of Penicillium psychrosexuale, 714 nucleotides long. RefSeq lists its product as uncharacterized. The record is from RefSeq and is a predicted model, not a curated record. NCBI's taxonomy places the organism in Eukaryota, Fungi, Ascomycota, Eurotiomycetes, Eurotiales, Aspergillaceae. The transcript has 2 exons. Bases 1 to 714 code for a protein of 237 amino acids.